AUGGAGUUGACAAAUCUGAUUAAAGGCAACAAAGAGAAACUUAUGGCAGUGUUGGAUGAAAUGGUUUGCGAGAAUAGCGUUCGUCUACGAAGCCUCAACGACCAGAUGCUUUCUAAUCCUGAUCUCACCACUGUUUAUUUGGCUGUCGCCACAUCCAACGGUAUUGAGACGGUGCCUUUGGAGUUCGGUAGUGCUGAGAAGAGAGCCGUUUGGGAGACAGCAUUUCGCGAGGCUAAGACUGCACUCAGUGAGUUUUUUUAG
Messenger RNA from Cooperia oncophora, 261 nucleotides. The record is from the annotation of a GenBank genome assembly. NCBI's taxonomy places the organism in Eukaryota, Metazoa, Nematoda, Chromadorea, Rhabditida, Trichostrongylidae.